AUGGCAUGUCCAAUAGCUUAUGGUGGUACUGUCGGUGGUGCUGUUGGUGGAGUUUUUGGUGGUGUUGUCGGUGGGAACAUAGGUCUUGCGAAUGAUAACAAAGAAUAUGGACAGUUGAUGGGUGGUAUUGUUGGUGGUACAACGGGUGGAACUGCAGCUGCUAUUGUGGGGUAUUUGGUAAUGCCUAUUCCACUUGGAGCGAUUGUUGGUGGCUCUGCAGGAGCUGUUGCUGGAGCUGGCACUGGCUACACAGCUGCUGGCGUCGUCUAUGAUGGUUUGAAACGGAAAUAA
Molecule: messenger RNA, 291 nt
Organism: Rotaria sp. Silwood1
Lineage: Eukaryota; Metazoa; Rotifera; Eurotatoria; Philodinida; Philodinidae
Source: the annotation of a GenBank genome assembly